Molecule: messenger RNA, 1816 nt
Organism: Amphibalanus amphitrite
Lineage: Eukaryota; Metazoa; Arthropoda; Thecostraca; Balanomorpha; Balanidae
Product: putative nuclease HARBI1
Exons: 3
Coding region: 554-1609 (351 amino acids)
Source: RefSeq, a predicted model, not a curated record
AUCUCAAGUGGCACGUCAAAGAUAUUCGGUAGCUGUUAGGUAGGUUAGUUUAGUAUCAUAUGUGCAUGGAGGCAUGUGAUAGAUCAAUUACAUCAGUGGAUCUAAAAACAAAAAGAUAAGAUCAUACCAGAAUUUGGAUCCCACACAAAAAUUAUUUCUUGCGUCUAUGAUCUAAUAAGAUCUGACAACAAACCAAAGCAUAAGCCAAUAACAGCUGUUCGCACAAGGAUUUAAGCUCUACCACCAUUUGCAAAAUGUGAAGCGGUUUUCCAGUGUGAUUUGAUGUCCUUAAGUAUCACAAAACUAUAAAUUGACAGUAGUGGCGGAACACCUUCAGUUAGGGGGGGGGGGGGUACUGCUGACUUUUGGUCUCAUUCUUUCCAUGCAAUGCCCAUACGGCUAAUGUUAAAAUGCCAAAAUCAAAGGGGGGCACGGUACCCAGGUGCCCUCCCCGCAGUGUUCUAAAAUUGGAUAUUGGUUGGGUGUGCCGAUGAAGAAAAAAAUCCUAGGAUGAGAAAAAAGAAAAUAACGCCUAUGCAUUGCCGGAUUGACUAUGGCCGAUGAUGACAAUUUUGAGCCUCGGGAGCGCCGCCAGCGGAGGCUCCGUCCGCGCAUCAACAUGGGAGCACUGCAUCCAACGACAUUCAGGGAAAACUUCCGCCUCAGCGUCGAGGUCGCCACUGCACUGGAAGACCUCAUUAGCGGGACGGUGGCGCACGACACGGGCUUAAAUAUGGCACUGACACCUCGCCAGCAGCUGCUCGUGUCGCUGCGGUUCUAUGCUACCGGUGCGUAUCUGCGCCUGGUGGGAGACGGCCACGGCGUCUCCGAGGCCACCGUGUGCCGCGCCAUUCACCGCGUGACGGAUGCGAUAAUCCACCGCUGCCCAGGGGCCAUCACCUGGCCGAGCGACCCGGCGGCUCUCGGACGUCUCAAGGAGGACUUUCGACAGGUCGCCGGGCUGCCCGACAUCGUGGGGUGCAUCGACGGCACCCAUGUACGCCUCACCGUCCCCCGAGAGCAGCGGGAGGCGUAUAUCAAUAGGAAAGGCUUCCCGUCCCUCAAUGUGAUGGCUGUCGCUGCACCCGACCGCUCAAUCGUUGCAUUGAGCGUGCAUUGUGGCGGUCGGGUGCACGACGCCCGAGUUUUAGCCACAUCAGGGCUGCCCGACUAUUUCCGGAAUGGAAAUCCUGUAAUGGGCGCCAUGAUGCUGGGGGACAGUGGCUACGGCCUGUCACCCUGGCUCAUGACGCCCAUUGCAGACCCCACCACCGCCGAGGAGCGCGCAUACAAUAACGCUCAUGCGCGCACUCGUGUGGUGGUGGAGAACGCCUUCGGCGUUUUGAAAAUGCGGUUCGGGGCGCUCGAGUUCGGGCUGCGCCUGAAAAGUGUGGCCCGCUGCGUGGCGGUUAUUCACACGUGCUUUAUCCUACACAAUAUGUGUAUCAAGGGCGGUGACUUCGGCGAAUGGCUCGGACCACUGAGGCAAGAUGAAGGAAUGGUGCAGGAGCCAGCUGACGGGGCGGCAGAGCUGCCGGCGGCAGGCGCCGAGAGGCGGGCGGGUCUUGUGCGCCGCAAUGACCUCGUGCGGCUGUUCGUACGCCAUUAGCUGGUCGAUACUCGGGCCAACCGCAGCUAGGCAACAGCAGAGUCGUCUACUCAUGGCCAGUGGCCUAUGGCUAUGUACGUGUGCUUGAGUGUUUGUGUAUUUGUAUACGCUUGGGGAUAGGGAGAGAAGAGGGAGCGAGGGGUAUAGGGAGCGAGCGGGAGAGGGAGCGAAAGGGAGAGGGAGAGCAGCAAAUAAAAACAUGUUUGA